UAAUCGAAGUAAUAAAAAAAAUUUACAAUUCAAAUUGCGAAAAAAAAAUGAACUUUAACUUACUAUUGAGUUUAAUCUUAAUAAUUAAUGGCUUUAAAAGCUCAAUUGCUGAAGAAGAUUGGAGUUAUAAAAAUCCAGAUGAAUGGAAAACACAAUUUCCCAAGGAUUGUGGUGGUGAAAGACAAUCACCUAUCAAUAUAGAAAUGGGAUCAACAAUACCUGGUAAACCAAUUGGUUUAAAAUGGAAUAAUUACAAAAAACUUGCAAAAUCAGCAAGUGUUUCCAACAAUGGACAUAUACUUCAGCUUAAUCAUCAGUAUAAUGAUGAUGAAGUUCCAACAAUUACAUCAGAUCUAUUCAACGGUGAAUAUUAUUAUUUCCAAUCGAAUUUUCAUUGGGGUGAAAAUGACAGUACUGGAAGUGAUCACACUGUUGAUGGCAAAUCUUUUCCAUUGGAACUUCAUUUGAUACAUUUAAAAAAAGGCUAUGAUUCAUUAGAUGAAGCUGUUAAACAUGAAGAUGGAGGAGUUGUUAUCGUUGGAUUUUACGAAAUAGGAGAGACUGAAUCACAUGUUAUAAAUAAAUUGCUUCAAAAACUUGAUGACUUUAAAGCAGUAGGAAGUGACGUUGAAGUUGAACCUUAUCCAUUGUCACACUUUGAAGUUGUUGAAUCAAAAAAUGCAUGGGUCAGUUAUAAUGGAUCAGCAACUUAUCCAAAUUGUUGGGAAGUUGUUACUUGGAUCAUACCAACUAAACCAUAUCAAGUAUCUCAAAGUCAGAUGAAAAAAUGGAGAGAAAUUGAGUUUGCAAAUGGUGAUAGUCACAAUAAUCGUCCAGUUCAGCCUCUCAAUGGACGAAAAGUUUGUAUGCAUCCAAAAGAAUAUAAUCUACUUGAAUGGUUAUUCCAUCUUAUUUUCUGAUUUAAAUUACAAAUCAGAUGCUUGUUGUUAAAAUUUGUUGUAAAAUUAUAAUUGUAUUAUUAAAAAAUACAUGAAAAUAUAUUUAACCUGUUGAAUAAUUAUUUUUAAAAAUAAAAUUA
Messenger RNA from Aphidius gifuensis, 1039 nucleotides. Its product is annotated as carbonic anhydrase 2-like. The record is from RefSeq and is a predicted model, not a curated record. Gene Ontology annotation, molecular function: zinc ion binding; carbonate dehydratase activity. Bases 48 to 920 code for a protein of 290 amino acids. The transcript is spliced from 6 exons. NCBI's taxonomy places the organism in Eukaryota, Metazoa, Arthropoda, Insecta, Hymenoptera, Braconidae.